AUGAAGCUGAGGAAAUCUGCACUCACACCAGAGAAUUACACCCGAGCAAUUAUCUCGCUCUCAAGGAGGUUUUCGAGCACCUCUGCUUUUCCAGGGAGCAACUAUGUAGACAUCGCAGAAUGGAUGCUACUUGACCGUGGUUUCAACUCCGGGAAAUCUGACGACGAUGUCACUAAUCUCGCAUCCACUGCCGAACAGGCUCACGAUUUGGUCGUAGUAUACAACAGCGAUGACAGCAAGUGGAAUGUACGGCAAUAUAGCUGUGAGCAACAUAAGGCCUUCUCCGCUGACACGUCUGUACCAACGGAAGACUCGGGACAAAUUGUUUUCAUUCGAGGCUUCAUAUCUCCAACAUGGGUGUCUGCCGUAGGAAGCAAGUACAAUAUUGAGCCGGAAUUCUUCAGACGGCAUCUGGAUUUCCUUUCAGCAAGUAUAGAUCGGCAUUCAUACAGUUUUCCAUCCCUCGGGAGCUCCUCGGAUAACAUCUAUCGACUUCGUGUGAGCACUCUCCUUCAUCGCGAUGAUUUUGGCGGACAAGACCUUCGGUCACAGCGGUCUCAGGAAUCCAAGGAGCUCGGUAUAUACAGGAUACAGCAGCUGGGAUCUGGUAAAGUACGUUGCGGAGACUCCUUGGUGCGAGAAUACUCUACUCUUUGCCCGCGCUUUUCGGUGAUUGAACAGUGGAUCUCGCUCUGUAUCACGAAAACAGAUGGAGGCUGGGCUGCGAUUGUCUGGAUGGACCAAGGUAUACCGUUAGAAAAAUCACCUCCAGGACCUUGGACGAGACAUAUUGAAGCCAAGGCUACACCACUGCCAAUCAUACAAUAUCAUCCAAAAAUGGCAUUUCGAACGACUACCAAUCGUCUAAACACAGACACAAAUGCUUCAGCAGAGGUCCAGCAAAGCACAGCCAUUCUUCCCUUGCAGUACGAUUCAUUGAUUGCGAUGGUCAAUUUGGCGCGUCGUGCACCUCAGGAUCCACUUUCCAUGUGCAUUCCGCUGUUUGCGCACGCGGCUUUCUCCGAAGUACAGUUUCUAAAUCUUCUAGAAUCAAGAAUCCACGUUCAGAUAAACGCCAUCGCUGAAGGAGUCGUAUCAGACGCACUUGGAGUUCUUCAUUUCUUCUCCAAUAUCCUCAAUCGACAUGCCGAACAGCUUAGAGAUAGUACUCGUGCCCUCUACAAAUUGGCCGAGCGAAGCACUCAAGAUCUGAAUGGAGCCAGAUCGAUGAGCCCACUGUCCAAAAAUUCUACGUCAUCGACUCACGGCGGCAUGAGAACGCGCCGGCAGCUCUCCGAAACCGAGACGGCCAAGAAUGCUGGUGGUCAUGUUUCUAACGGUGCUUUCACAGCUAGCAACCUGCUGGAGGAUUAUGAGGGACUCCAUGUUCGUUGUACCGAUCUGUCAAAAAUGUGCACCCAAGGUAUAAAUCUGGCAAUGAACAAGGCCAUGAUAGAGGAAUCUCGCAAAGCUAUUGAGCAGUCUGAGCGACUGAAAAAGUUGACUCUUCUUGCGACGCUCUUCAUCCCUCUCAGCUUCAGCUCUAGUUUACUGGGUAUGAACAUUGAUCUACUGGGUCAGAACGCGGUAAAAUUUUGGUGGUUCUUUGUCUUAUGCGUUCCAAUUACUCUCUUUGCAUAUAUCUUUUAUCUGUGGGAUUUUCGAGCUCUAAUGCGCUGUUGGGCAAAGCUCUGGAACGGAUUUCGGGGCCUUGUGCGAGACGGGAACGGCGAGAGGUCCAAGAAAGAACAGACUUAUAUGGUAUGAACCUGUCAUUGGAGAGAUAUCAUAGGGCCAUUGAUACCAGUUUCUUGGUAUGGCAGUCCUCAUGUCGAACUCUGAGCACCGGAAUUUACAAAUUUGGGAAUUACUGCUGAACAUCCUGCACUUUCGAGGACGGAAUCAGCAUUCUCUAAUUGGAUGGGAUGCAAUCAUCAGAGUGGUCGAUAUUGAAUCUUGAGCUCUGUAGCAGCCGAGGGCUGAUGCCUAUGGUUUUGGGGUUGGCGUUUUGGCUACUGCAUUACAGUCGCAGGCCGGCUACCGAUGUUGAGCGGUUUGUUUUUUGAGAGAUAAGUUAAACAUCUUAACUAAACUACCGCGUUUGCGGAUGCGUGAGCUGUACGGUCCGCAUCUAACCAAG
Molecule: messenger RNA, 2140 nt
Organism: Aspergillus homomorphus CBS 101889
Lineage: Eukaryota; Fungi; Ascomycota; Eurotiomycetes; Eurotiales; Aspergillaceae
Exons: 3
Coding region: 1-1767 (588 amino acids)
Biological process (GO): transmembrane transport; metal ion transport
Cellular component (GO): membrane
Molecular function (GO): metal ion transmembrane transporter activity
Source: RefSeq, a predicted model, not a curated record